GGGGGUGGAGGACGGUCGCGCAGGCGCGCUUAACACCUCCGCCCCCGCCCCUUGCGUUGCGCGUGACUGGAAGGGGAUUCGGCCACCGCCAUUCAGUCAACCGUCGACGCUCGAGCGCGCCGCUGCCAAUCAGCGCCUUGGCCCCGCCCAGUCAGGCCGGGGGCGCGUGUUUCGUACUCCAGCCAAGCGGAGUUUGGAGUCCAGGGCGAAGUCCGAGCGAGGGGCGCGAGCCUCUCCCUCCCUCCCUCCGCCCCGCCCCCUCGAAGGUGUCGCCUUCUGAAGAGCCGCCUGGCCUCCCUCUCUGUCCCCCGGCGCAGCUCCUCCUGACAACAUGCAGGGCUCAAAAAAGCUAGUGAACACAAUCCUGGGUUGUGCAGAUGAUUCAUUGGCUGGGAUAGUGGCAUGCAACCCUCAUCUUCAGAUCCUGCAAGGACACAGAGUGGCAUUGCGUGCUGACUUGGAAAACCUGCAGGGCAAAGUGGCAUUGAUUUCUGGAGGUGGAUCGGGACAUGAGCCUGCACAUGCAGGAUACAUUGGAAAGGGAAUGCUCAGUGGAGUAGUAGCUGGCCCAGUAUUUACUUCUCCUGCAGUUGGUAGCAUUUUAGCAGCAAUUCGGGCUAUGAAAGAAGCUGGAGCAGUUGGGACAUUGCUGAUAGUGAAGAACUAUACUGGGGACCGCCUGAACUUUGGGCUGGCAUUGGAACAGGCACGGGCAGAAGGGGCUGAUGUGGACAUGGUGGUGGUUGGGGAUGACUCUGCUUUCACCAAACAGAAGAAGGCUGGCAGGAGAGGACUAUGUGGCACAGUGCUUAUACACAAGGUAGCUGGGGCUCUUGCUGAAGCAGGGGUUAGUCUGAAGGAAAUCGUUCGAAAAGUUACUGCUGUCAAAAGCCAAAUGGGCACCCUAGGUGUGAGUCUGUCCCCCUGCAGUGUCCCAGGAUCAAUGCCCACCUUCCAGCUUGCUGAUGAUGAGCUUGAACUCGGCUUGGGAAUUCAUGGUGAAGCUGGUGUGCGCAGGAUGAAAAUGACCUCAGCAGAUCAAAUUGUGAAGAUAAUGUUGAAUCACAUGACAAGUCAUUCUAGUGACUCACAUUUGCAGCUCAAGUCUGGUGCACCUGUAGUCUUGGUAGUAAAUAAUCUGGGUGGAUUAUCAUAUUUGGAGUUGGGAGUAGUGGCUGGAUCUGCAGUACGGUAUCUUGAAAAAAAGGGUGUUCAUAUUGCCCGGGCUUUUGUUGGCUCUUUUAUGACUGCAUUGGAGAUGGCAGGUGUUUCCCUUACCCUUCUGCUUGUGGAUGAUGAGAUCUUGAGUCUCCUUGAUUCAGAUACUACAGCUGUUGCCUGGUCACAACCUGCCAAAGUGUCCGUCUCAGGCCAGAAAAGAGAGAGGAUAGCACCGAAGGAGGACCUUGAGGAAGAGGAGUCUUUUCCACCACAAGUGCCACCCUCCCCCUAUGUGAGGCAAGUUCUAGAGAAGGUCUGUGAUAGACUGCUGAGCCUACAGGAGCAGCUGAAUGAUCUGGAUCGGGCUGCAGGCGAUGGGGACUGUGGCAGCACACACGCACGGGCAGCCGGAGCAAUCCAGGAAUGGAUGGAAGCAAAACCUCUGCCAGCUCAGCCCUCUAAGCUGCUCUCUUCCCUUGCAAAGCUAUUGCUGGAGAAGAUGGGGGGUUCUUCAGGCGCGCUCUAUGGACUGUUUCUAACAGCAGCUGCUCAGCCCCUACGGCUUAGUGAUGACUUGCCAUACUGGUCAUUAGCUAUGGACGCUGGUAUUAAGGCCAUGAUGAGGUAUGGAGGAGCAGCACCUGGAGAUAGGACCAUGCUGGAUUCACUUUGUGCUGCUGCUGUAGUACUCAGAGAUCUAAAGAAACCAAAAGCAAAUGCAUUGCAGAUCCUGGCCAAAGCUGUACAGGAGGCUGAAGUUGCUGCUGAAUCUACAAAGAACAUGGAAGCUGCUGCCGGCAGAGCCAGUUACAUCAGUUCAGCCCGCCUAGAGCAGCCGGAUCCUGGGGCCGUGGCAGCCGCCGCAAUUCUUCAUGCAGUUUUGGAAGGGCUGCAGAGUAAACCAUCCCAGUCCAUGAUUCAGAGCGUAGCCUAGAACUUGCUAAAAUGCCAUGCAGCUGUUCUCCUUCUCUUCUGCAGGGCUUUCUCCUUGAAUCACAGUAGCUUCAAAACGAUUCUGUGCUCCUGCUAUUACUUACCCUACACAUACCUGACUGAGAGCCCUCUGGUAGUUAAUUGCUACUGGGGGUUGUUUCCAUGAAUCCACGUAUAAGAAGAGGACUGGGCUUUAUGUUCUUGUUUCAGGAUCAAUCAUUUUUGUAGUGUUUGUGAAUAAGAUGCCUGUUUUUUUUCUUUUUGAAAGCUGGUUCUAUAGCUGUUCCUACACUGUGACCUGUAAGUGAACCUUCCUGUUGAAAGGAUCCGCUGAAGUUUUUGGCAUAAACUAGAUGUGGGAGUUACGUAAGCCACCAAAGGCUAUUGAUCUGCAGGUCCCAGCAUUUCUCACCAGUGGCUAUUGUGGCUAAGGUUGCUGGGAGUUGCAGUUCAUAAUCAUCAGGAGGGCUGCACAAUUCCCAACCUUGACUUAAAGCCCAUUUGCUGGUGUUCUUGAUCAGUACUGCAGCACUUUUAAGCAUUCUCAUUUAACUAUGCCAACUAAGAUUUUAAUAUAUACCCUUCUAUGAUUAGAGCAAGGUAUUUUUAUGAAACACGUCGUAAAUAACUAUGAUCAAGAAUAUCGGGGGGCAAAAUUAGUAGACUUGGCCAGUUUAACUAUCUACCUUAUUAAAAAAUACAUCAGAGACUAUGUAAAA
Messenger RNA from Anolis sagrei ordinatus, 2813 nucleotides. RefSeq names its product triokinase and FMN cyclase (gene TKFC). Gene Ontology annotation, biological process: glycerol catabolic process. Lineage: Eukaryota; Metazoa; Chordata; Lepidosauria; Squamata; Anolidae. The record is from RefSeq and is a predicted model, not a curated record. Gene Ontology annotation, molecular function: glycerone kinase activity; ATP binding. Gene Ontology annotation, cellular component: cytosol.